AUGCCGUGCCCGGACGUCGUCUUCAGCGCUCAGCUCGUGAUGGAGGACGCCACAGGCGGCAGAGUGAAGCUGAAGCACUCAAAGCGACAUGGACAGUUGAUGCUGGACACCGGCUCACAGAGCGUGCAGCUCGUGUACCCGCGGGUCGGCAGGCUCUUCCAGCGCAAGUUCGAGCAGCCUCUCAAGUGCGUCAUGGGAAGAAAAAUACUACGGAUAUACUCUAGCAACGGGAAAAGAAACUUCACGUGCCGACUACUGUCGGAAGAAGACACGACAAAGUGUGCCGAGACGCUCCGCACCUUCGGAGUGGAGGUCAUCGCAGUGGGGGAGUCGAUGCUGUCAGCGGGUAGACGUGGCUUGGUCGUCCAGGAUGCUGCUGUGAUUGCUGGAGGUGAAGCUGCAUUGCAAGCUAUUCGAGAAACGUCUCCCAGAUCGAUGCAAGCUGAGAUUCGUGACUAUGAGUUGUCGUCCCAGCUUCAAGACGAUACCGACGCUAUCAUGCGAUCGAUGUUUACCAUGAACUCUUGA
Messenger RNA from Phytophthora nicotianae INRA-310, 528 nucleotides. RefSeq lists its product as hypothetical. NCBI's taxonomy places the organism in Eukaryota, Oomycota, Peronosporomycetes, Peronosporales, Peronosporaceae. The record is from RefSeq and is a predicted model, not a curated record. The transcript is spliced from 4 exons. Bases 1 to 528 code for a protein of 175 amino acids.